Poecilia latipinna (sailfin molly) is the source of this 1136-nucleotide messenger RNA. It is a transcript of the gene tmem250, whose product is annotated as transmembrane protein 250. The transcript has 3 exons. Lineage: Eukaryota; Metazoa; Chordata; Actinopteri; Cyprinodontiformes; Poeciliidae. The record is from RefSeq and is a predicted model, not a curated record. Bases 399 to 818 code for a protein of 139 amino acids.
CGCUGACGUCACAGCACGAUGACUCGUUUAUUUUGCGACCGCACCGGCUCAAAUUCUCUCUGGCUAAAGCUACAUCCAUAGGCAGAAAAAUAUAAAUCGUAGUGUGAAAAAAAAUACCAGAAGUGAUGCUUUUUGGGGAAUCUUCCGCUCAACGCUUCAAAAUGUAAUUCAGCCACCAGACGCCUCGGAAAACAACAGCCCCAGUUUGCUUUGGAUCAACGCGGUCAGUUUCAUAGCUUUGUUGUAUACUAAAGAGGGAAUCUGGAAAUUCCAUGAGCAUUCCUGAGCUCCUUCACUAAAGCCGGUGUGGGGGCUGGAAGCAGGUCCUACUGUGCCCCCCCCCCCGCGCCCCCCACUUGUCACUCCUGUGCACCACUCUGGGCUCUUGUAGCCCCUCCAUGCCUGUGAUCCCCAUCCCACGCAGGGUGCGCAGCUUCCAUGGCCCCCACACCACCUGCAUGCACUCUGCCUGCGGCUCGGCGCACACCACCAAGCUGGUGCGCACCAAGUACAACAACUUUGACCUUUACCUGCGCUCCCGGUGCAUGUACAGCUUCCUGCGCUUCUUGCUGUACUUUGGCUGCAGUCUGCUGACCUCCCUUCUUUGGGUGCUCCUCUCUGCCCUCUUCUUCCUGCAGUACGUCAGCGUGCGCGUCCUCCUCCGGCUGCAGUACAAGCUUUCCGUCAUCCUACUUCUGCUCGGACACCGGCGCCUGGACUUCGGCGUGCUCAACGAUCUGAUUAUCUACAGCAUGCACAUCACCAUGUUUCUGGUGGGGGGACUCGGCUGGUGCUUUAUGGUUUUUGUGGACAUGUAGCUGAGCUGCUGAGAAUGUCAGAAAGACUGAAAGGGCGUACACCAAGUCACAUCACUAUUUCGUCUUCAUACACAAGCCAUCAUGUUUCUGUGUACUUGAUCAUUGCCUACUGGUUUAUUUCCGUUGCUUGUUAAAUGUUUUGAAAAAUUGUGGAAAUAAAUUACCAUAAAGAUGCUGAAAUAGCACAUAGAAGCUUCUUAAAACCUUAUUACGUUCAAGAAAAAAAAAAUAUCAUAAUCCGUCUUGUUCCUAUUGAUUGUGGUUGACUCAUUUAUUUAUUACUCAUAUAAAUAAUAAAUAAUAGAAUUUGACUAAACC